GGUCGCGUAAGUCGCGUUUGCGCCAUGACGCGUCCUACGCGUCUGUCACGUUAAAAAUAGAAUAUUUAUAUUUCAUUUAAGUAUAUGAGAACUGUCUGAUGCAAGUGACGUCACCAUAAUCGCAGCACUGGAUUGUUGAAUUAGGCGACCGCUGGCGAUAAGCUGGUGGCAGGAACCGGAUAUGGGAGAACGGGAAGGUUGUGCCGCGGGUCGCAUGUGGAGGUCGGCUUGCGCGGCUUUGAAUGCGCCUGAUGCUGAAGAAGCGUGGCAACAAAUUGUAGACGCUUCGCCGCCUGAUGGCCUUUGGCAUUCACUAAGGAACUGCGUCGCUUAUCAGGCUGGCGUAUGGCAGAACCUCCUGUUGAAAGAAAUGGAGGAGGUGACGUACCCAGCAGCAUUUAAGCUGGGAAUAGUGUUGAGGCAUACGCCUUCAGAGAUUGCAGUCAGAUUACUAGCGGAUAUGCUACAGGCGCAUCCACAGUCGCAAACACUAACUUCAUACGUACUCGCGUUGCUAACGGAUGAUGAGGCACAGUGGUGUGGCAGCUGCGGGGCGGGAUCGCCAGGUGGCAGCGACGGUGCAGAGGGAUCGGGGAGCGCACCGCUGCGGGAUCUGCGUCUGUUCGGGGAUUGCGAGCUGGCGGUCUUGGCUGCCUCGCGCGAGGAGUAUGACGCGCAUGCCAAGCUUGUACGUGCCGAGUACUCACAACUGACGCACAACAACUACGUCGAACUAAGGAUCAAAGUGUUGAACCAGUUUUCUCAAAUCCCAAAAUUGUUUCACUCUCCGGAAUUCCAAUGUUUCGAAGCCGCAGCUCGGGAGAACAUAGAACGUGAAAUUUGCACACUUAGAGAACAUCUCCUCACCGGGAGAAGAGAAUAGGGCCACGUGCUCGCAGUAUUUGCUAGUAUUAAAAAGAUGUAAGAAUUAAAUAAAAUUAUGCCACAAAGACUUCAAAUCACUUAUUAUAUGAUUUGAAAAUGGCUACAAAAUUUUAUUAAACUAAAAAACUUAUCAUGACGUCUUAAAUGCGUUGCAAAUAUCGCUAUAAGUUAAUUACUGUAAUAUGAUCUGAAACAUUUAAUCAAUCACAGGCAAACGUAUUUUAAUUCAGGAUCUGAUUACAGGACAGGAUAGGAUACCUUUGUACAUAGAUAAUCAAAAUUCAAGACCAUCAGACAUUUAAUCAAAAAUAAUUACAUGUACCUACACAAAUUUAUAUUAUUAUGAAGUAGUAGUUACUGUAUCUACAUUGAGAUGGUUGAAAAUCAUAAAUUCAUUUAUAAGUUCAAAUAAAAGAUAAACAGCUUUAUAUUUGUAAUAAAAUGAGUAUAUAAAAAAGUUUUAUUUUAAACAGCUUGUUUAAUGUGGUAUGCACCUUUAUAAUAGACAUUAUCUGAAGAUUUGUAAAUGCAGUAUUAAUAAAAAGACAACUUGGUCUAAGGAAAGUUAUAGCGCUUAUUUCGGUAAGAAAAAAAAAUAAAUUGCGAAUAUGAAAUUUAAUUAUAUCCGAGUGACUGUAUGUAGGUCUAUGUUUAAGAAAAUUAUUUUAAUGAUAGAUAUAUUUUCAUUACGAUUAUCUAUAUAAGUAGGUACAAUUAACAGCACGUCAGGUAAAACAAAGUGUCAAAUUUUCCUACUUAAUUUUAAACCUCAAUGCUUUGAGUGUAUAAGUUCAUAUUGUAUUGUGGAAAUUUAACAUAUUAUGGUACCUGACGUGCAGCCGUGAAUACCUACAUAUUAUAUUGAUAUUUCUCGUAUUUAAUUGUGAUAUUGUGUUGCCUAUUUAUUAAUAAAUUAGCCAGCUUAUUUAGAUAAUAAAAGUUGACAAAGUCAUGGAUAAUAAUGAGUACGAAAUAUAAAAAAAAAUUUAAAUCACUCUGAAUGACAUUUGUGUAAUUACUGCAAAGAAAAGCGUUUUAACUUUAAUUCAUUUUUGAAUAAAAGUUAUUUCCAGUACCAAGUUAUUUUUCAUUUAUUAAUUGCGGUAAACUGGAAUCAAUAUUCAAUUACGUAAAACAGGUAGGUAUUAGACGGUUUAUCAAAAGCCAUUAAUUUUCGAUGAUCACUGAAUGACUUUUUAUUUCGACACUAUCUUUCCCUCGUCUUCGCCCGUGUAAAUGAUACCUAUUUUGUUAGCUUUCCAUCAGGGGCAUCGCCCGCGUAGUCUGUAGGGAACUAUUUAGUGGCAUAAAAUGGAGCUGUUAUGAUAUGAAAUUUUCCUAAGCAAAUAUGGUUAUAAAUCGCCAUCUACAGAUAUUUAUAAUACAGCUUGUUUUUGAAAAUUAAAAAGAAGAUGGAAUUAGUGGUGGUAUUUAACCCAUAACAAGUAUAAAAUAAUCAAAUUGUUCUUAACAUAUAUACACUUUUGCAGUGCUAUUAAUAAAUAACGUUUAGUGUCAUUGUAAAGGACAUCGCCGAAAAUGGCUUCAAUAACAUUAAAUAUUAAUACUAUAUUAAUAAUUACUAAUUUAUUUAUUAAAUUGGAAUCAAAUAUUUAUUUGACACGGACAAGCGAUCCAAAAUUAAUAUUUAAAAGUACUUUAACAGUAACAUUUUUAUUCGCAAAUAUUCACAUUCAAUAUACUUAAAUUCUAUUGAGUCAGAUGGAUGUAAUUUACACGUCAAAUCAAGAAGAUCAUUUAUUUUUAUUAGAUAACCUUUAAAUCAUCGAACACAAAAACAUUAAAUUGACCGAAAAUAAACUUAAAUUUACUAAAAGCGCCAUCUCUUGGUGAUUUUCCAACUAAAACAUAAGGACAUAAAAACUGAAUAUUAUACAAACUAAAUUCAUUAACUGUUGAUAAUUCACUCUUGUUUAUUCAAAGAUUGAUAUUCAUAUGAAAUAUCCUAAAUACUACUUUGUUUCUAUUACAUAACCUUUAUAUUUCUCAUAAACAUAUUAACAUCAUGUCAUUUAUGUGUUUAAGGCGCCAUCUUUUGAUGUAAACCAUCAAAAAGCUAUAGGUUUUCUAAUUUUAAG
Molecule: messenger RNA, 2984 nt
Organism: Diatraea saccharalis (sugarcane borer)
Lineage: Eukaryota; Metazoa; Arthropoda; Insecta; Lepidoptera; Crambidae
Source: the annotation of a GenBank genome assembly